AUGAAGCGGCGCGGCGAUAGGCACGCACGCGCUCGCACGCGCGCGCGCCCGGCACCACGUGACCACCGGCACGAGCGUGCACAGGUGUACACGCGCGUGUCUGUGUGGCUUCUGUGUCCACGUGUGUACAUCGGGUCGCCCAGGGUUCACGUUCGCCACUUCCCACCCUCCCUUCCACCUCCCUCCAUCCCCGCACUUAUACCUGUGGGACCCAGGUGUACGCGGGCGUGCGUACGCGAAUGUGCACAGGUGUUCUCACGUGUAUACCGGGGGCUGCUGUGUCCACACGUGCAUAGCUUCCCCCCCUCCGCCGCCCCCUCCCAGGUUCUGCGUAAGCGCUGUCCACGGUUUGCACGCGUGUACAUAAGUUGUACACGCGCAUUAGCACUCGUGUCUACACGGGGGGAGUUGCUCCUCCGUCCGCUGGAAACGAUGUUCCUGCAUGGCUCUGGCGGUGGCGUUGGAGGUGGCGGCUGUGGUGUUGGUGGCGUCCUCUGGGACGAGUCGAGGAGGCUCGGCGAGCACGAUCAGGGAUUUCCUGACCCCAGUCGCAACCCUUGGGCGUCCCCGUUCGCCGAGGCCCCUACUCCGAGCUCGCCAGGAAGGCGCUGCAUAGCGAGUCACCUGUGCACCUGCUAUAUCGCUCAUCAAAGUCAUCAAAAUCAUCAGCAUCAACAGCAGGACGGAGCACUGAGCAGAUGUGCGGAUGUCCAGGCGGUUCAACCACGCGGAUACAUGGGGUUUGAUGUGGAUGUUGUGUCCGAACAACAACAACAACAGCAGCAGCAGCAUCAUCCGCAGAUCGGCACCACUCCUGCCCGACAGCUACCGCCCUGGGCUGUGUACGCGCCGGGUACCUGGCCGGCCCAGGUGUGUGGUGGGUACAGGGAGCGCGCUCAGCCGUCCCACCUGUGGAAGGCCGCCAUCACCGCAGGGGAGGAAGGGUUCCCUGUGUUCGCGGGGGUCCAGCAGGAAGGGGGUCUCCCGUACCCCGCGGACCCCGUGCCCCGGCGUUCCCGCAAGAGGCGGGUCCCCUACAGCAAGGCGCAGCUGCGGGAGCUCGAGGCGGAGUUCGGGGCGAGUCGCUUCGUGAGCCGCGAGAGGCGGCGCGGCGUGGCGGCCAGUACCCAGCUCAACGAGAGGCAGGUCACCAUCUGGUUCCAGAACCGGCGCGUCAAGGAGAAGAAGAUUGCCGUGCGACGAGUGGGGUCCGCUUCCGGGGUCAAAUCGAGUUCCCAGGGAAUCGGGUCCCCAUGAAACGGGGGUCAAGCAGCCAAGCCCACCAUUCAACUACCUUGACGUUGUGUGCCACGUGGUCGCUCACCUGUGUGCCACGUGGUCUCUCACCUGUGUGCCACGUGGUCUCUCACCUGUGUCACUUGGUCUCAUCUGGCAUGUCGUCACACCUGUGCGUGACGUGUUCACACGUGUGCCACGCGACCUGUCUCACCGAUGUGUCACGUGGUCUCAAACGUGUGCCACGUGACUCGCCUCGCCUGUGUAACACGGCAACCUCACCUGGGCGAUGGUCACGUGACGCUGCAAGAGAAGGCUGUUGUUUCCAAUGGUUGUCUGGAUGGGAGCUGUUUUGCAUGUAUAAUUUAUAUUUAUUUCAGGUAUAUCACAAACAUUAGUCCGCUUACCAACGUCUGCAUAGGCAUUUUAUGUUUUAUUUUUUUAAACGUACAAUGUGUAAAUGGUAUUGGUCAAAUAUCCGAAUGCUUAAAAAAUAUGACAGCGCACAUUACUCAAUUGGGAUCACACAGCAGCAGCAACAUCGCCUUCUACUGCAAAAACUCGGCCAGACCCUCCUGAAAACGAGACUUGAGACUCAGCGAGGGCUUUCCUGGGGUAAAUGGGCAUCACAAUAAUUACGAAAAUGGUAUAUGUGUAUGUAACUAUGUACGUAUAUAUUUUAUUUUCCAUAUAUUCUUCCUAUAUGCGGCGGUUAUGCCGGUUCAUUGAUUAAUCGAUUCUUCCGCUUGAUGUUACGCGCAUGGUACUGCGCGUGUGAGUACCUAUUAUUAUCGAUUUACAUCCUUUAGGAUAAUAACAAAAACCUAACAAGUAUCACUGCGUUUUAAAAAGUUAGAAAAAUACAUAAUAGGCGACUUUACGGGCAAUGACCCUGAUGAGGGGCCAUCGAUGGCACUUAUGGAGACAAACUAUUGCCCGAAACGACGCCGCUUUGUUUAAUUCCAUUCGCUUCAGGGUAAUGAUCAGAACGAAGGGAAACAAUAGACAUGAGUCGGCCGAAACAAACGAUAUCGAACGGUGACGAUCACGUCGCCUGCGGGGUGAACGAGAGACUGGGUCGUCCUCCCGGGGUGCAUUUCCGAUCGUUUGACUGCCACUCUGCGGUUAGCCUCGACCCACGGGGCCAUCCCUCAACUUCCAUAAGCCGCGGGUGUCUUGCGUGUCGCGGUCGCGAGGUGAAGUCGGUAAAACGUCGCCAAUCCAAGGGAUGAUGACCGGCGGUGGUCUCGGGCAGCGGUUCUCGGGAGGACGAUCCCCGCCACCACCAGGGACUCCGCGACGCUCCUCCACGUUGCCCGCGGUGGCUGUGAUGCAAAUGCGGCUUGAUCCGGACAUUAAUGACAAUGCCAGUGCCUUUUUUGUGUCGGGCAUGAAUUAAUAUUUAACUUACUAUAUUUUAUUUUAUAAAUGUUUAAGUUAGGUAAACUACUUUGAUUCAACUACCCGAAUCGUAAGUUCUAAAUGUCACCCGUAAAAAAAACAACUUAUGGCUGUGUAAAUAUAACAAUGAUUUUGAUUUAAAGCUUCCGUGACUGCAGAGAUUCAUAUUCUUGGUUCUUUCGGUAAAGUCAC
Messenger RNA from Petromyzon marinus (sea lamprey), 2829 nucleotides. The record is from RefSeq and is a predicted model, not a curated record. NCBI's taxonomy places the organism in Eukaryota, Metazoa, Chordata, Hyperoartia, Petromyzontiformes, Petromyzontidae.